This is a messenger RNA of Cucumis melo (muskmelon), 1539 nucleotides long. RefSeq lists its product as uncharacterized. NCBI's taxonomy places the organism in Eukaryota, Viridiplantae, Streptophyta, Magnoliopsida, Cucurbitales, Cucurbitaceae. The transcript has 6 exons. Bases 190 to 732 code for a protein of 180 amino acids. The record is from RefSeq and is a predicted model, not a curated record.
UGCGUCGGGAAAUCCCCUUUAAAUUCGUUUCAGUUCUGUAUUCACAGAACCGAAGCCGAGAGGAGAGGAGAAAAAGAAAGGAGAAGAAGAAGAAGUCGCCGCCGGCCGUGCUUUCCUUUUGUUCCGCCGCCGUCCGUCGCCGACCGCCCUCGCCGUUGUUCCUCGUCGCCGUCUGCCACUUUAGUCAUUAUGUCAUAUCGACGAUCAAAUUUUAUGGAGACGGACGAUAUGUUCCUCCAGUUUGAGGAGGAUUUAGAUAACAUUGCGGGAGGGUCGUCAUCUGUGGGCGACAAUACGGGGUCUUCUUCUCAACAAACGACUCCGACUCCUAGGAGACGUGCGCAGUCUCGACUCUUGGAGUUAGAGCGCCACGUUGCAAUAAAUGGGCGCAUUCCGAUGACGAUCGCCCCUGGAGCGGAGAAGCCUAUUUUUCCACACGCCGUUCGCUUCAGCCAAGCGAUAGGCGUGUGCGUGCGAAAGACAUUUCCCGUCCGCUGUCUUAAGUGGACGGACGUUGGGAGAGAAUACAUUGAGGUCGUCAAGGGCGACCUCCAGCGAUUCUUUGUGCUUGAUUUCAAUGAUCAAGCAAUGAACAGGUUUGUUGAGCAUCACAUGCUCACGACCUUUAAAGAGUUCCGGGCCGACUGUCAUAAACAUUUCAAAAAGUACAGCGACCCGGAGGAGGCUCGUGCCAACCCACCAAACGCAUUGGUUGGACGUGAUGAGGAUUGACACUUCCUCUGCGACCAUUAUAUCAGCCGUGCAUUCCAGGAGCAAUCACGGACAAACAAGGCUGCUAGACAGAAGCAGCCUUACAAUCAUAGUAGCGGGUCCAAGUCGUUUCUACAACGACAGUAUGAGCUCGCUGAAAGAAGAGGGCAGCCGGUCGAUCGUGUGGAAUUGUUCCGGGAAACACACGUUCGAGCUGGAACAUUCGUGUCGCAGGCCGCCGAGGAUGCGCAUAAUCAAAUGCUGGAACUCCAAUCCCAGCCUACCCCAGAGGGUAGUCAGCCACUCUCUGAGGAUGAGAUAUGCGAUCAGGUGUUGGGUAGACGACCAGGCUACUCAAAAGGCCUUGGUUGGGGACCCAAGCCGAAGGCCCGCAGAACGGCAAGUGCAAGCAGUUCGUCGACAUCUUGUUCGCAGUCCACACAAAAAGAGAUUGAAUUACAAGCUAAACUUCAUGAAGCUUUGGAACGGAUUGAAGUACAAGAUAGAAAUCACCAAGCAUUAGCUUCACAAGUGGAAGCUAUGAAAAAGAUGAUUGAAGACCUAACUCAUGCACAACAGGGACCACCACAUGAUCCCUAGCCCUGCGGUACGUCGUAUAUGUCUCUAUUAUUCUUAAGUUUUUGCAAUAUAUGAUUAUGUAUUAAACUUAGUUAUUUUUAUACCAUUUUUAGGACCGAAGGUGUAGAAUGACGCGCAUACGCACCUCGUUGGGAGAUUGGGUCUUAUGUUUAUGUUUUUUGUAUAUUGAGAACUAUAUUUUCUUGUAGUCAACUUAUUCGUAUUAUUAAUUUUAAUUCUAUUUUUUAA